CGAGCUUCGAUCGCAAAAUCGACCAGUCAGUGGUUUAAUCUCGGCCUGCUAGAUCGCACCUCAUCUCUCGCGAACCCGUCGUACUUAUCGAGCGCGUAAAGGAAUUUCUGACGUGAGAAUUGUUCAGUGGUGACAGUAAUUGCAUCGAUUAAAACCCAUGUGAAUUUUCCUUCAGCUAGAAGAGUUUUGUUCAGUGCCAAUUGAAAAUAUUAUAAAUUGAUUAUUAAACCGCCAUGGGCACGGCUAUAAACCACGCUGCGGCCAUUAAAAGGCUGGAAGCCCUCUUCACCGAAGUAAAACUGGAGCAAAAGCCCCCGCCUGAGGUUCGCGUGGAGGUGGAGACCAAGCAAAGCACGAAAUGCGACGUGCACGGUAAAAAUGGCCGCAGAGGUUCUGUGGGAAACGUGGUGCACGUGACCAACAAGCGGGACAGCCUUGGCAGCAUCAUAAGCCAAAAGAGGGACUUUCAUAAUUUCGGAUAUUUCGGAGGAGUUGGUGGUAAUGGUGUUCGUCCCAGAAGAGAGUCCAUGCCAGCUUUGAAUGUCUAUAACAAUAAUAGCUAUAAUCAUUAUAGACGUCGCGACUCGCUGGGCAUCCCCAACACCCCUCCAAAAAAAGACCUCGAACACCCCAGCCACUUCGCGGCCUCGCUGCGCAAAGAUACGCUGGGAGCGUCUACUGGGUCCCUGAGACCCUGGGGAGCGCGCAGGGACUCCCUGGGAGGCUCCAAGGACUUUCUGCAAGUCCCUGGUGGGAUGCGAAGAAAUUCCCGAAAUUACUCCACCGAUUCCCUGGACGGCAGGAGGAACUCCUGGGACCCUAGCAGAAGGGGGAGCUCGGGAAGUUCCGUGGGAUGGGAGGAACCUAUUUGGGAGGAAAAAAAGCCCGUUCCAAGGGGUUCCUCAGGCCCGGACUUGGACAAUAGCGACAGCAGUAAUGGGGGAAGGCCGAAAUUCGUGGCGGUUACCACUCUGGAAGACGUGCAGGCGGUUAGGUGUGCGGAAUUCCACCCGGGCGGGCAACUGUACGCAGUCGGGUCUAACUCAAAGACCCUUCGCAUAUGCUCGUAUCCAAAGCUUGCCGACCUCAGGGAGGACCACCAAACGUACCAGCCGACGGUGCUCUUCAAGCGCACCAAGCACCACAAGGGCUCCAUCUACUGCCUGGCGUGGUCGCCGAUGGGCGACCUGAUGGCCACCGGCUCCAACGACAAGACCGUCAAGAUGAUGCGCUUCAACGCGGACACUUCGAAUCUGGAGGGCGAGGAGGUGGACCUCACGAUGCACGACGGCACCGUCAGGGACCUGUGCUUCCUCGAAGACGCGUCGAACAAGUCGAGCCUGCUGAUCAGCGGCGGCGCGGGCGACUGCAAGAUCUACGUGACCGACUGCGCCACGGGAACGCCGUUCCAGGCGCUCAGCGGCCACACGGGGCACGUCUUGUCGCUGUACACGUGGGGAGGGGCGAUGUUCGUCAGCGGCUCGCACGACAAGACCGUCCGGUUUUGGGACCUGAGGACGAGAGGAUGCGUGAACAUGGUCACCCCGCAAACGGUACCGGGCACCAAGCAGGGCUCCCCCGUUGCCAGCUUGUGCGUGGACCCGUCCGGCAGGUUGCUGGUGUCGGGGCACGAGGACAGUUCGUGCGUCUUGUACGACAUCAGGGGCGGCAGGAACGUGCAGUGCUUCAAACCGCACUCGUCUGACGUCAGGUCGAUACGUUUCUCGCCCUCCGCCUACUAUCUGCUCUCCGCCGGCUACGACAACAAGCUGGUCCUCACCGAUUUGCAAGGGGAUCUCACUCUACCACUUCCCAGUGUGGUGGUGGCUCAGCACGCCGACAAGGCCAUUUCCGGUCGCUGGCACCCGUCGGAAUUCUCAUUUUUAUCCACUUCGGCCGACAAAACGGCCACCUUGUGGGCCCUACCGCCCAUUUAAACGCAAAAUAACAAUUCGUACGUUUAGUGUUUUUUUAUCGAUAAGUCUGAACUAAUCAAUACUCAUUUCGAACAAACGCGAAGCGCCAGGUCAGAGGUGACGUCUGCGCAUGUCAAAUGUGCCUAGUGACGGUUUAUCAACCCUGUUGCUAAGAGUGAAGUUGGCGUUUUUGUUUUUUUUGUAUUGAGGCUUUUUCGCGAACUUUUAGUAAAAAUCGGUGCUUCUUUCAAGUAAAAAUAUACUAAAUUAUUAUUUACGCCGAAAAUGCCCAAUACUCUUAACUUUUUAUCACUAAAAUAAUCUAAUUUGUUUUUUUAUUUGUAAUAAUUUUUCACAAAAAAAUAAUAAAUAAAUAUAGGAUUGUCUGUUAGCCUUAAGGCUUAGUAAAAGGAAAAUAGCUUCAUGUUACAUUUGACCAAAAAUAUUUACGUUUUGUAGUGUUGCACAGUUUAAAAUCAAUAUUUUCGGCUGUUUUUAAAUGUUACAAAAAAAUCAUGUUAUACUUAAUGCCUUGUUAGUGUUAUAUAAGAAUUAAUAUAUGAACCUACUGUAAUAACUGUAUAUAUUUAAACAUAUUUUUAAAGCUUUGUAUAAAAAAUAAAAUCCCCAACUAAUUUGUAUGCAUUAUUAUUAUUAUGUAUUAAUUAAUGUUACACAAAAAUAUGUACAUGUAUCUUAACUUUUAAUAUUUAUGUGCGUUUUUUAAUUUCAAUUUAAAUAAAGUUAUUAUACCUAGUAA
This is a messenger RNA of Brassicogethes aeneus, 2676 nucleotides long. Lineage: Eukaryota; Metazoa; Arthropoda; Insecta; Coleoptera; Nitidulidae. The record is from the annotation of a GenBank genome assembly.